AUGUCUGACAGGUCUCUAUUGAUUCAUGCUGUUAGAAAUGGGCAUCCAGACACGGUACGGCUCUUGCUCGAGAAAGGCGCCGAUAUUGACCGUAGGGAUCGGAACAGCCGAACCCCAUUAUGGCAUGCUGUUGAACGAGGACAUCUGGAUGUGGUGACGCUUUUACUCGAGAAGGGUGCCGAUAUUGCGGAAAAGGAUUACUUUGGCCAAACUCCGAUUCACUAUGCCGCUGAGAAGGGAAAUCCACGCAUGGUGUUGCUGCUAUUCAAGAAGGGCGCUGAUAUUGGGAAGGCGGAUCGUUGGGGUCACUCCCCGAUUUGGUACGCUGCUCGAGAAAUGCGUCUAAAGACCGUGAUUCUACCGCUCCUCGAAAGUGGUCUUCACAUCGACUUUAAGGAUGAAAACGGCCGAACCCUACUAUCACAUGCCACCAGUGCUGGUGACGAGUCCGCUAUCAAGGUUCUACUUCAGAAGGGCGCUAAUAUAGAGCAGAGAGAUAAGGACGGCCUCACGCCCCUAUCCUGGGCUGCCCGUUGGGGACAGGAAGCGACUCUGAGAAUUUUGGUGGGCAGUGGUGCUCAGAUCGACGUGAAAGACGAGCAAGGCCGCACGCCCCUAUCUUGGGCUGCCGAUACGGUGGCUUCUGAGGCUAGGACUAGGGACAAGCCUUUAUGGCAGAGCUACUUUGUCGGUAUCUUGUCUGAUCCCACUUAG
This is a messenger RNA of Chaetomium globosum CBS 148.51, 714 nucleotides long. RefSeq lists its product as uncharacterized. The coding region runs from base 1 to 714 and encodes 237 amino acids. NCBI's taxonomy places the organism in Eukaryota, Fungi, Ascomycota, Sordariomycetes, Sordariales, Chaetomiaceae. Gene Ontology annotation, molecular function: protein binding. The record is from RefSeq and is a predicted model, not a curated record. The transcript is spliced from 2 exons.